AUGGCAGAAACAAGUAAUUUAAUGGCAAACUACAUCACAGAAAGACAUGAAGUUAAUCCAGCAUAUCAUCACAACGUAAAGGAAAAUGAAACCGAGGAGUCACUAAGCCAUUAUAUCUUAUCUACUACCGGAAAUGGAACCUUAACCGGUCGUAUGAAGGACGAGGGCUUAAAUUCGUGUGUACCAAUAGAGAGCUGUGAGAGUAAGACAGGUGCAUUGAGACAAGAUAUAAAGCGAAGGCCGGAUAUAAGGAUAUCACAAUACCACGAUAGAGAGUCGAAUUACUAUCAGCACCACAAUUUACAGGAAGAUUGUCGCACUGAAUCAGUUCAUAACAUACAUUAUCAAAAUCGUGAUAGCCAAUGUCCCCAGUAUAAUUUGCCGAAACGUUUUACCGAUGACGAUGUAUUCAAAAUCGAUGAGCAACAAGAAAUUGAAGAUUACAAAAACAACAAUACGCCAUAUAAAGAACCCAAGGAAUUCCAAACAUAUUCGGAUUUAAGAGAUGAUAGCAAAAUAUCCCAGGGAACAGAAAAACUCAUCGUUCCAAAUGAUAGUUUUUCAAACCAACAGCAUAAACGGGUACCUGCCAAAGAUCGUGUCAGUGGAGAAGGGCAUCUAUAUGAAAUACCCUUUCAAGACAGGAUUUCAGUUGUGGAUGAUUCCAGUCGCAAUCAUGAUGAGUUAAAAACCCGUAACGAAAUACUUAUUCGUAAUAAAGCGUUCCCGACUAUAAUACAAGUUCAUGGAGACGAGAGUGUAUUUUCAUCAAGUUGUUUUAUUAAUGAUGGAUAUGCUUCUGCUGAGAUGAUUCAAAGCGUACACAAUACAAAACCUAAGCAUGCACAACGCACUUCUACCAUAACAAACCAACAAGAUCGAUCAGAUUUCGUUGAAGUUGAAAAUUCUCAAGCAAUCGGGCAAACCAUCAUGAGUUCCAGAUCUGCUCAUGACAAAGUUGAUGCUUAUAAUGAUGUACAAACAGCUUACGUCGACGAAGGGAAGGGGGUACAUUUUGCAUACAAUCAAAGAGAAUAUAAGCAAACCGAGGUUGGUCAUUUCAAAGCGGGGUUGCAAGAACGAUUACCAUUUAGUAAGUCACCCAUUGGAACUGCGAUUCGCAAUGAAUUACGCCAAGACGCCGAAAUGCAAGUAAGGAAUAAUUCUGGAUAUUCUCUAAAGAAGAGCAACCUGGUUUACGAUAUGCAAUACAGAAGAAUAUCCCCAAGUCCUUUAAUACUGAGAACAAACUAUGACAGAGGAGAUGGACAAACUUCUGAUUCCAAAACAGAGAACCUUGGAUUCGCUCUUCAGGACCCUCCCAGAAAGAUUAAGCGACAAUUAUCGAUCGAAUUUGAAAGGAGAGGAACGUUUAUUCCUUCUGAGGAAGAUACUGUAAAUUCACUUACACCAAGUCAGGAGCCUGGAACAUCAAAACGACUGAAAUCAUCUACGUAUCAAAAUCUUCAACAAACGUCCAGUGUUCUUUCAGAUUCGCAUUACAAAAACGUUCCACAGACUGCGAAUGUUCCCUCAAGUUCACGUUUCCUGAACCAUGAAACAUCUACUCUGUCCUCAAGUCCACAUAACCAAAACCUCCAACAAACUUCGAAUGUGCCCUCAAGUCCACAUUACCAAAACCACCCAAUUUCGACCGUGGCCUCAAGUCCAUAUUACUCGAACCAUACAACUUCGACUUUGUCCUCAAGUCCUCAUAACCAAAACCUUCAACAAAAUUUAAAUGUGCCACAAAGUCCACAUAUCCGAACAUCGUCAGUAAUCAAAACUCCAUCACUAAAAAGUAAAGAAGAAAAUAUCUUCGUGUUUCCAGACACAGCAACCAGACCCAAUUCUCAUGAAUACAGAUUUCACGUCUCUCCGCACGAUAGUAAUGAUCGAUUGCAGAGAACAGAAAAAGAAUAUCUGUACAACCGAACGGCUUCUACAAUGUCUUCAGAACCAUACAGACCACCAUCCGUGACCCCACAGAAAGGUUACAAUUUGUUGGCAAGAAGCUCUGCUGAUCAAGGAUUCUACUUUGGCCAGAAAGUGUCCCCAGAAAAACGUGGCCCACUUCGAAGCCAAAGCAAUAUUGAGGAUCAAUCCCCAUCUAAAUUAAGCAUUGCUGAAUUGGAUAAAAUUCAUCUUCUGCGUUCUAUUUCUCUUCCUGUCAGCGAGCACGACCAACGAUUUAUCAACAGAUCUAUGGACAGACAGGAAUCUGGUUACCAUUUUAGUCACGAUACUGCUGCUCGAAGACAAUUAUUUAGAGAAAACAAUCAUAGGUUUGAAAGCAUUCAGCAUCCACAUACACAUACGUAUAAUUGUUGUAGUACCUUCUCCAGACGCCAGCCUCUAAACGGAGAUAUUAAUGAAAGGUGUCAAGGUGAUAUAGAUAUGACUAUACAAUGUACUGGUAUAGUCAGAGAGUGUCAAGACCUAUCUCAACAGCUCAAAUACCUUAACCAUACACAGCACCAUAAUAGGCAUUGUGAAUGUAAACGAGUCGAAGAUGACGUAUUGCAGCUAGCCCUUGAUGCCUACCGUAAAAUCCCUAAGGAGUGUUAUACACAGACUGAGCAAAGGCAACGAGACAAGGAACUCAAUGAAACCAAUUACAUGGUACUAGAGGCAAUAAAAGUGGCUCUGCGGAUGAAACAAUUGUGUAGUCAUGGUCGUUCUGUGUCUCGUAUUUAUAACGGCAGUGUAGUUAUAAGACUAAAUUGUCCAACUUUGAACUCAUUAGAAGAUUUGUGGUUGAAAUUUAAAUCCGGUGAAUUACAAACUCUUAUAAACAAUAUUUUCAUUACGCCCAGUAUUUUACUAAAGAACAACGCCAAAUUUAUUAAUCUAGGCGUUACAAUAUUAAAGGAUGAAUAUCGUGUGUGCCAAGCCGAAUUGGCUUCAAGUUUCUCGAAUGCUACAGUAAUUAGUCCAUCGAAAAAUGCAUCUCCUUUUAAGAGGUCUCCAGACAGAAGAGCAGCAAAGAGUGCCGAAGAUUUGUUACGAAUUCCAGACUCACCAAAAGCGAACAUGACUAAAACCCGCUCAAGUUCAACACCAAUACUUCUCUGUCAUUCGCCAUUAGACUCACCCAUGGAAAACUGCUCACCUAACACAUCUUCCAAACGAGAACGAAAAUUUUCUUUUGGUGAUCAAUCAAGGCGCGCAUUUCAAGACCUAAAUUCACCACGUUCACCUAACUUGUUUAAUUUAGAAGAGAUACGACAAAUUGUUGAAUCACCACUGUUUGAUCAAGAUGAAGACGACCAAGAGAACAUCAGUGCCAGUUUUCAGUCAAGAGGUUCAAAUAGUCGCCAUGGUUCACCAUAUUCCCCACUAGUCUCUCCAAAAUCACCACAUUGUUCUCCUCUAUCACCGAGAUACAGUCCCAGAUAA
Messenger RNA from Lottia gigantea (owl limpet), 3399 nucleotides. RefSeq lists its product as hypothetical. NCBI's taxonomy places the organism in Eukaryota, Metazoa, Mollusca, Gastropoda, Lottiidae. The transcript has 8 exons. The record is from RefSeq and is a predicted model, not a curated record. Bases 1 to 3399 code for a protein of 1132 amino acids.